AUGAAUAACCAAUCAACAAUUGAAACAACAACAUACGGAAAAUACUUUUGUAAUACAUCUUCUGUAUUUUAUAUGAAGAAUGUUUGUAACGAUUCUUCAACCUUCGAAAUAGAUUUGUCUAACAGGGGUUUAACAUCUCUUCCACAAGGAAUAUUCAAUGGAUUAGAGUCUCUAAAAUCGUUGGAUUUGUUAGCAAAUAAACUGUCGAGUCUCGAAAAUAAUACUUUUAAUAGCUUGUCCAAUCUUGAAACUCUAGAUAUUAGUGAUAAUAAGUUAACAUCUCUUCCACAAGCAAUAUUCAAUGAAUUAAUAUCUUUAACUUAUUUAGGAUUAGAUUCAAACAAACUGUCAAGUCUGGAAAAUAAUACUUUUCAUGGCUUGUCCAAUCUUGAAACUCUAGAUAUCAGUGAUAAUAAUUUAACAUCUCUUCCACAAAGAAUAUUUAAUGGAUUGAUAUCUCUAAUUUCUUUGGAAUUAUAUUCAAACAAACUGUCAAGUAUUGAAAAUAAUACUUUUCAUGGCUUGUCCAGUCUUACUAAUUUAGAUAUCAGUUAUAAUAGUUUAACAUCCCUUCCACAAGGAAUAUUUAAUAAAUUACAGUUUCUAGAAUCGUUGCAUUUAUCAUCAAAUAAACUGACAAGUCUUGAUUAUGAUAUUUUUAAUAGCUUGUCUAAACUCACUUCUUUAUACAUCAUAAAUAAUAACUUAGCAUCCCUUGAACAUGAAUUAUUUAAUGAAUUGAAAUCUUUAACAACUUUACAUUUGCGAUCCAACAAACUGACAAGUAUUCCUUGUAAUAUCUUCAAUAAGUUGAUCCAUCUUAUCGAUUUAGAUAUUGGUAAUAAUGAUUUAACAUCUCUCCCACAAAAUAUAUUCAGUGAAUUGAAAUCUCUACGUCGGUUAAAAUUAGAUACAAAUAAACUGACUAGUCUACAGUUUGGUACAUUUCAUAAUUUGUACAAACUUGAAAUUUUAUCUAUUAGUAAUAAUAAUUUAACAACUCUUUCACAAGGAAUACUUGAUGAAGAGAAAUCUAAUAUUUUCGAUGACUUGGUCAAUCUUAGAGUUUUAGAUAUUCGUAAUAAUAAUUUGACUGAUCUUCCAACUGAUAUUUUUCAUAAAAAUCAAAAGCUGGAAGGUUUAUGUUUACAAUCAGAUAAUCUCCAUGAAUUAAAACCCGAAGUUUUCACUAAUUUAACGGAGAUUGAUUUGCUCAAUAUUGAAGAUAAUAAAUUUCAAUAA
Aphidius gifuensis is the source of this 1242-nucleotide messenger RNA. RefSeq names its product platelet glycoprotein V-like. Bases 1 to 1242 code for a protein of 413 amino acids. The transcript is spliced from 3 exons. The record is from RefSeq and is a predicted model, not a curated record. Gene Ontology annotation, molecular function: protein binding. NCBI's taxonomy places the organism in Eukaryota, Metazoa, Arthropoda, Insecta, Hymenoptera, Braconidae.